GCCAGAUUUCGAUCUUCAAUUUCUCUUUUGGUCCCGGCCAGCACCUUCGUUCUCUUCCUGUCCUUUCAGCGGAUCUUGGGUUCUCCUACGUGAAUUUACGCUGCCUGUCUCUGUGUCUCCCGCGCACGUCGCGCCAGACGCCCGUCCACCCAUUCACAACAAUCGGAUCAUGUCACGGGCGCGAUAAAAGGUAGCCAGCUUCAUGACGCGACAUGUCUGAAAUCACGAGCAUUAUCAAUGGAACCUUGAACGGUGCCGCCGGUGUCGCGCAAGGCCGCGAAGGCACCACGAUCCAGACACUUGCCAUCUCCUUGGCCUCCGGUUUCGUGCUCUUCGUCGUGCAAUUUGGCCUCUUUCUCAUCGUUCGCAACUAUCUGUGGGCAAAACGGAUCUAUCAGCCACGCUCCUUUCUGGUGCCGGUCAAGCAGAGGAUCAAACCGCCGCACAACAACCCGUUGAAAUGGCUUUUCACCGUCUUCAAGAUAAAGGAGGAUCCAGACGUCCUGGAGAAGGCUGGCAUGGACGCCUACUUCUUCCUGCGCUACUUGUCAAUGUGCUUGAAGAUAUUUUUCCCGCUCGCGAUCGUGGUCAUGCCCAUCUUGAUUCCGCUCAAUUCUGAAGACGGGAGGGGUACCCGGGUCAUCAACAACGUGAAAGGGACCGUCACUGGACUCGAUACCCUCGCUUGGUCCAAUGUUUCUCCGGAGAACACCAGCCGAUACUGGGCCCACUUGUGCCUAGCAGUCGUUGCCAUUGUCUGGGUUUGCCUCACGUUCUACUGGGAGUUGAAGCAUUACAUCGUAAAAAGGCUUCAGUAUCUCGGUAGCGCUGCUCACCAAUUGCGCGCUUCCAGCACAACAGUGCUCAUCACAGACAUUCCAACCGAUCUUUGCACGGAUGACGCGUUGUUGCAAAUGUACGGCGACUUUCCAGGUGGUGUUCGCCGCAUCUGGAUCAACCGUGACUUGUCGAAAGCGGAGGCAACGGACAAAGAGCGACGAAGAAUUGAAGACAUGCUUGAAAAUGCAGAGACAAACAUGCUUCGCAAGGCUAUCAAGCGUCAUCGAAAAAUUGCUAAGAAGGAUCCGCAAGUGCAUCCAGCAAGAACCCCAACACCAGGCGAAGACAAGCCGAUAGCUAGUGACACGAUGUGUCCUGAUACCGAGCCGGUCACGUCCGCGGUGUGUGCUCGCGACUUGGAAUAUGACAUCACGACUAAGGCGACCUGGACGGAGUAUCUUGAGCCGAAGCAUCGACCAACAAUGAGAAUCAUCGAAAAGACGUCUCCCUUUGUCGCACGAAUCCCGUUUUUCGGCAUCUUCUUUCGAAGCAAGGUGGAUACCAUAUAUUACUGUCGCAGAGAACUUGCUCGGUUGAAUAAAAAGCUGCAAAUAGAACUUGCCACGCCGGAAGCGCAUCCUAUCAAUCAUACCGCAUUCAUACAAUUCAACACGCAAAAAGCUGCGCAUCUCGCUUGCCAAUCUGUUGCCAAUAGCGCUCCUCGGUACAUGAAGAGGCGGAUCGUUGAGAUCAGUCCUGCAGAUAUCAACUGGGCUAGUCUGAAUAUUGGUUGGAAAUCUCGUUAUGCCCGAGUUGUGGAGUUUUUGUUGCUAUUUCUUGGGCUGCUCUUUGCCUUUGGUUUGAUCGCCUUCUUCACAGGUAUCCUUUCCCGAGCAUCGACGCUUGUUGGGUCUACGUCUUGGCUUAAGUGGAUUGGCAGCCUCCCGUCGUGGCUUAUCUCGUUCAUACAAGGUACGCUGCCGCCUUUUAUCCAGGUCGUAGUCCUUAGUGGCCCGCUGCCAAUCCUUCUACGCUCCAUGACAAACUCAGUCAAGGGGUCAUAUACGGGCCAAGAAGGCGAAAGGUCGCUGCAACUAUGGUACUUGAUCUUCCUGGUUUUCGAGCUGUUCAUCAUCCCGACUAUUUCGUCCGGCUUGACGAGUGUCGUGGAAGAACUGAUUCACCAACCAACCUCGGUACCAAACAUUCUGGCCACGAAUCUUCCAACUGCCGCCAACUACUAUUUUUCUUUUCUCAUAGUGCAGGCUCUGUCAUUGAGUGCCACUUCGCUCUUGCAAACUAUACGUCUGUUUAAUUUCUACAUAGCUGGGAGCGUCAAUACGCCUGACAGCGUCUACAACAAGCUGAGCUGGACGAAUCGGACACGCAUAGGUUCCAACAUCCCUUGGUACACUACAUUUGCCAUCAUUGGAAUCGUGUACUCUAUCAUAGCCCCGUUGAUGUUUGCAUUUGUUCUCAUCACCUUCAGCCUUUUCUGGGUGGUCAUCAAGAACAAUCUCCUCUACUGCGUUCGAACGGGCAACGUCGAUGGUGGGGCCCUAUGGUUCCCAAGUGCUAUCAAUCAGACCUUCACCGGCGUAUACUUCAUGGAGAUUUGCUUGAUAGGUUUGUUCUUCCUUGUGCGAGACACGAAUGACAACGUUGCAUGUGAUGCACAAGGCAUAAUCAUGGCGGUGGUUCUGGUCUUCACAAUCCUGUAUCAUAUCUGGCUUUCGGUUCACUUGGGAAAACUUUUCAAGUACGCGCCAGUUCAGCUCGACCUCGAGUCCAAAAGUCUUCUCAAUGACGACGAGUCCGGGAAAUCACAGGAAGAUGAGGAUACCAACACAUCCACGGCGGAGAAGCCAAACGAGGCCGGGAUCCCCUUGGAAGAUUUUAGAAAGGGCGACUCUAGUGGAGAGGAUAAAGAUGAUACAAUGCCUGACAUUGUUUCUCCUCCAAAGCGCCCAACGUUCAAGUCCACACAAUCCGGACAAUCUCGUGGCUCGCACAUGCACGCCAAACAGUUGCAGGAUGCUAAGGCGGCGAAAGGCAUCCUUGCCCGUCUCAACCGUCCUCUCGACGAGGAGUACUUGAAGCAACUUGAGAAGGUCGUGGGACACGCGGAAAAGAAGGUUGGCAACGUCCUCAUGCCGCGGCGCAAAGAUAUCGAAGCCCAGAUGAUGGACGAUCCUAUCUCGAAGAUCAUCCUGCAGCACAACGACCAGCUUGAGACAUUGGACGCCGAGGAUCGCGACAAGCUGGUUGCAGCCGCCUUCGCGCACCCUCUGCUGCGAGACUCGCAGCUGCCGUGCGUGUGGAUUCCGCAGGACGAUCUCGGCAUCAGCGACGACGAAGUGCAGAGGACAAGGGCGUUCAGCGCUGACGUCCGCAUCGAGAACAGGGGUGCAACGUUCAACCGCAAGUUGAAGGUCGUUGUCGAUCAACCGCCCCCGGACCUCGACCAAUUCGACAUGGUCAUCACGGAACUGUGAACUUUUUUCCUUUUUUUUUUUUUUCUUU
Molecule: messenger RNA, 3303 nt
Organism: Verruconis gallopava
Lineage: Eukaryota; Fungi; Ascomycota; Dothideomycetes; Venturiales; Sympoventuriaceae
Exons: 3
Coding region: 213-3275 (1020 amino acids)
Cellular component (GO): plasma membrane
Molecular function (GO): calcium-activated cation channel activity
Source: RefSeq, a predicted model, not a curated record